Molecule: messenger RNA, 4178 nt
Organism: Helicoverpa zea (corn earworm)
Lineage: Eukaryota; Metazoa; Arthropoda; Insecta; Lepidoptera; Noctuidae
Product: SCY1-like protein 2
Exons: 6
Coding region: 79-2625 (848 amino acids)
Biological process (GO): protein phosphorylation
Molecular function (GO): ATP binding; protein kinase activity
Source: RefSeq, a predicted model, not a curated record
AUGUCUGUACAUUUUUGUCUGGCUCCGUAAUGGUUUUUAUUUUUACAAUACAAAAAAAGUUAAAAGUGUAACUCGAUCAUGGAGGUGUUUAAUAAGUUUUAUUCGUCAGUCAGCAACACAGUUUCGCAAUUUUCUGGCGUUUUGCCUGGAAAUCCUGUGACACGAGAGUUCGAGGCGACUCAGUUAGUUGCUAGCGCUGGUCCAGGUUUACUGUGGAAGAUAUACAAGGGCUACAAGAAGUCAACGAAGCAAGAAGCUUCAAUAUUCCUCUUCGAAAAAAAACAUCUAGAAAGAUGGUCACGACCAGACCGAGAGAUAAUGCUGGAGAUGCUGAAGCGUGGCAUUGUUCAGUUGACAAAGUUACGACAUCCACAAAUCCUUACAGUCCAACAUGGACUUGAAGAAAGCCGAGAGAGUCUUGCGUUUGCCACAGAACCAGUGUUCGCAAGCUUAGCCAAUGUUCUAGGCAACACAGACAACAUGCCACAACCAGUACCAAACCAUUUAGUCAACUACAAAUUGUAUGAGCUGGAAAUUAAGUAUGGACUAAUGCAGAUUGCUGAAGGCCUCACGUUCCUACACAAUGAUGUGAAGCUUCUGCAUCACAAUCUCAACCCAGAGUCCAUUAUCAUCAACCAGCAAGGGGCAUGGAAGAUAUUCGGAUUUGAUUUCUGUAUCGCCAACCAGAGCGCAGCAGGAUCUCCCCCGUUUUGGCCGUUCCAUGAAUAUUGUCCUGCAUUGCCGGCUUUGACUCAACCAGUUCUUGAUUAUCUGGCUCCUGAAUAUGUUCUCUCAGCUUCUCACUCGCCUGCCAGUGACUUGUACUCAUUGGGAAUGGUUAUAUAUGUAUUACACAGUACUGGACAUCAGACGUUAGGUAAUGUAGGAAAUGAUUACUCUAAAUUUAAGAGAUUUGUGAAUGAGAUGAGAAAUCUGCCGCCGUCGAGAUUGUCCUGUGUCAAUGAUGGUUUGAAGGAAUAUGUGAAGCUUCUUCUGAAUGCUAUACCAGAAUUGAGGCCUGACCCACAUCAAUUCUUGAAGAUACCAUACUUUGAAGACAUUGGUGUUAAGACCCUGAACUACUUGGACUCGUUAUUUCAAUGGGACAACCUCCAGAAGUCUCAGUUCUACAAAGGCUUGCCACAGAUUAUACAGAAGAUGCCGCAUCGCAUCUGUAUCUACCGCAUUCUGCCGUGCCUCACGAAGGAGUUCGUCAACCCACCCAUGGUGCCCUUUGUGUUGCCAAAUGUGUUGCUUAUAGCUGAGAACUGUUCCAAAGAUGAAUACAUAAAAUACAUCCUGCCAGUGUUGAAACCGGUGAUGUUGAUACAGGAUCCUAUACAGAUCUUGUUGAUAUUCAUGCAGAAGAUGGAACUGUUGCUGAAGUUGACUCCGGGGGAGGAGGUGAAGACAGACAUUCUGCCGAUGCUGUAUAGGGCUUUGGAGUCUGAUGCCCAGCAGAUACAGGAGCUAUGUUUGUCAGUGUUGCCAACAUUUGCGUCCCUGAUAGACUAUCCUGCGAUGAAGAACGCGCUGCUCCCGCGUAUUAAGAAGUUGUGUAUGAGUACGAACUACAUAUCGGUGCGGGUGAAUUGUUUGCUGUGUUUGGGCAAACUGUUGGAGCAUUUGGACAAGUGGUUGGUUUUGGACGAGAUCAUUCCGUUUCUGCCGCAGAUACCGUCAAGAGAGCCCGCUGUCUUGAUGGGUAUUUUAGGCAUAUACAAACUCGCGCUCAGCCACUCAAAGUUGGGUAUAACCAAGGAGGUGAUGGCCACGAAGGUGUUACCCUUCCUCAUUCCGCUAUGCGUGGAGAACGGACUCACGCUUAACCAGUUCAAUGCCCUCAUAAGCCUGGUCAAGCAAAUGAUAUCUAAGGUGGAGUCGGAGCACAGAGCUAAACUGGAGCAGCUCAAUUCUAUUAAUAGUGAAUCUAAGAUAAUGGAGCAGACUCUGACGCCGUCGUCCGAGACCCUGGUGUCCGCCCCUCACUCGGACCUGCAGGGCAUGUUCUCCGAACUGGGUGGAGACCCCUUCUCCCCGCCUCCAGUGAAGGAGAAGGAAUCAGUUCUCCCGACCGUUACGGAGAGCAAACAGCUUACUAUGGAGGAUAAGCAGAGGAUAGCGCUACAGCAAGAAUCUGUCCGAAAGUUCUCGAACCAGCCGGUACCGAAAGCAAUACCCGCUCCCAAGAAAUCUACAUACAAACCUGUCGAUCUAACCACCUCCCUUCUUCAGUCAAACCUUAACCAACUCUCGAAGCCUAUACCAGGUUCUGCCUCCGCUAUGUCCCAUCCCACUUCGAACGCUUCGACGAACCUUCAACAAAUGUCCAACAUGAUCUACAGUACCCCAGGGUUAUCACAAAAUAGCUCAAAAUACGUCACUCCAAACCAGUUUGGUGGUUUCGAUAAUAAACCGGCCGUUCCCUCGGCGAAUUGGUCGUCGACAUCAUCAGCUAACUUCAACAAUAAGUGGGCGAACAACCAAAGUCAAGCAAACAACAAGACCAAGCAGGACUGGUCGGCAUUCGAAUCUCUACUACCGACGGGCGACAGUUCCACAUCAAAUAAUAAUAAUAAUGUUAAGAAACUCACAGACAAUGAAAUGAUGGAUUUGUUGAGCUAAAUUCCAAUGGAAGUAUUAUUUUCUAGUUAUUUAUUCGGAACUGCCAGACAAGAAUGUUCAAAAACAAAAUUGUGGAUUGUGAUUUUGAAUAUAGAAUGCCAUCAAGUGACGUAUAUGCGUACAUGAUGUACACCGAGAAUGUUCGCUUGAUGAGGAAAAAAAAUUGUAAAACUAAAAUUCUUAGUUUGAUAACAUGCAUUUUAAUCACAAUAGCUUAAAAUUAAUUAAUACAAACAAGUCGAUUGCAGUCAAUCACUUAUCUCAAUGCAUUCCUAUUCAUUAUCGAUGCAUUCAACUAAUGUUAUAAUUUAAGUGCAACAACAGUGAGGGUAUUUUAUAAAAAAUGACAUUUUUAGUAUUAAAAUUAUUAUUUAUUCGAAUUAUGAAUUACAAUAAAAAUAGAAUAGUCUUUAAAAUUAUUUACUUUUUACGUACAUAUCAUAUUUAUUUACUGAAUUUAUUACUGUCAACUUGGUUUAAAAAAUCUUAUGAAUAUGGUCCUUUGGCGCUGUAGUAGUUCCAAAUCUUUUACGUAAGCAACUUUCAGCUUUAUUUUGGUCUUAUAACCGGCUUUAUUUGAGCUUAUUAUUUUAUUAGUUUAUAAUUUCUUGUGAUAAUAGACCCGUCGCCUCUAUGGUACUAAUACUUUAGAUAAUUCCUACAUUAUUCAAGGUUUAAUAAAAUCUUAGAGAGGCGACUCAAAUGUUAACAUUGUAAAAUUUUAUUGGCUUACACUAAGGCAACUUAUGCAAUAUUUAUAAUUUAAAAUUAUUUUGUGACAUUGUAAUUACAGGAUUAUAGCAUAGCCAUUUGAUUUAGAGUAACCAAGUUUCUAAAUCUGUACUUAUUAGUUUUCGAUAUUAAGUAGAAUAAAUGGUGUUUGAUAGGUACUGGAUUUAGUAGCGGGGAGGUUUAAUUUAUAAAUUGGCUAUGCUUACACCUGACCAUAGAUUAACCCGACUUCUGAAUUUACUCCUCGAAUUAGGAACUCUAUUUCUUAUGAAAUAAGGUCCAAAAUUGAUAUUACUCAUUUUUGUAUAUAGCAAGGGCCGUGUAAAUUACUUCUAUACGUAUUCCAUAAUCUUUCUUAUGAAAAUUGUCUCCAGUUCUUUGUCACACGAUAUUCUGUAGUAGAAGUAGAUGACGUACUAGACAGCGGUAAAUUCUUGUUACCGUGGAUUUCUUUAACAUAUCGAUCCAAUUGUUUGCGAUUAGAGAUUGGAUUUUGAUUUAGCUCCAUAUAAAUGUCGUUACAUACCUACGUGACGGGAUUUUUGACGGACGGUUUUGGAAAUAUCGUGUCCUAUUAAUAGACUGGUACCGAAGCACUCAAGGUCCCGUUCACGCCCCGUUCGAAGCUUUAUUUCGUCACGUAUGCCGCGGCCUUUAACUUAUGCUAAAUUCAAUACCUAAUCGCAAACAACGAAUGGAUAGGUUAUAGAAAUCGGCAGAGAGCUUCGCUGCCAAGUGCGUUUUCUACCAUAGAUGUGAUACAUAUUUUAUUUACAGACUGCAACAGAUGUGAUCUCUUAAAAAUAAACAACUUACUUAAU